Messenger RNA from Daldinia childiae, 2760 nucleotides. Its product is annotated as DNA topoisomerase 1. NCBI's taxonomy places the organism in Eukaryota, Fungi, Ascomycota, Sordariomycetes, Xylariales, Hypoxylaceae. The record is from RefSeq and is a predicted model, not a curated record. Gene Ontology annotation, cellular component: chromosome; nucleolus. Bases 1 to 2760 code for a protein of 919 amino acids. Gene Ontology annotation, biological process: chromosome segregation; DNA topological change; DNA replication. The transcript has 4 exons. Gene Ontology annotation, molecular function: DNA topoisomerase type I (single strand cut, ATP-independent) activity; DNA binding.
AUGUCCGACUCUGACGACGACAUGCCUCUGGCUCGCACCAACGGCCAUCUUCCUUCCAGCCUCGCUUUUACUGACGCGCCUUCCGAUAUUUUAGUCUCGACCUCGAGUAAUUCCAAGACCGGAGGUAAAGCCAUGAACCACAGCGCUACCAAACCCAAGCCUGCUCCUGUGUCCAUUCGCAACGGGCCAGUCAACAAUAUGUCUCCGCAAACAAACGGCAAUGGAAAGCGCAAGUCGAGGGUUUCUACCAAUAACGUGAGCUAUAAGGACGCGUCAGAGUCUGAAGAUGGGCGAUUGGCGAAGCGUCAAAGAAAAGUUGUUCCCGACGACUCCGACGAUGAGAUUCUCAGCAAGAGGAAGACUAAGCUACCACCUGCUGCUAAUGAGACUGCUAUGAUGGAAGAUUCGGACGAUGACCAGCCGCUGAAUGCCAAACUUGCUUCUAAGAGGAAGGCUAUCGAAAAGAAUGCUGAAAAGGAAGCAAAGGCCAUCAAUGCGAGCGCUUCUAAAUCGAAGAAACCUACUCCAAAGAAGGCCGUCAAGGAUGAGUCUGAUGAUGAUGUACCCUUAGCAGGUGCCAAGGGGAGAAAGCGACCAUCCAACGGCGUCAAUGGAAAGGGGAAGGCUAACGGCGUCAAGAAAGAAGAGUCUGACUCGGAUUUGCCUAUUCGCAAGAAGGCAAAGACCGCUCCUGGCAAGGCUAAUGUGAAGGCUGAGAAGUCUACCCCAGCUAAGAAAACUCCAGCCAAGAAAGCCAAGAAGGAGGUGAGCGAAGAGCCAGCCGAAGGUGAUGAUGAGGAAGAAGAGUACCGUUGGUGGGACGCCCCCAAGAAAGAGGAUGAUAGUGUCAAGUGGACUACUCUUGAGCACAAUGGUGUUCUCUUUCCCCCAGCCUACGAACCCCUUCCAAAAGAUGUGAGGCUCAUUUACGAUGGCACUCCGGUAAAUCUUCAUGUUGAAGCUGAAGAAGUUGCUGGUUUUUUCGGAUCGAUGCUCAACUCAACCCACAACGUUGAGAAUCCUACCUUCCAAAAGAAUUUCUUUAGCGAUUUCAAGGAGGUGCUCGACAAAACAGGCGGAGCAACAGAUCGAAAAGGCAACAAGGUCAACAUCAAAGAGUUUUCCAAGCUAGACUUCAAACCCAUCUUCGAUUAUUAUCAUGCCAAGAACGAGGCGAAGAAAGCUCGCCCGUCUGCCGAAAAGAAGGCGGAGAAGGCGGAGAGGGAUAAGGCCGAAGCCCCGUAUAUGUACUGCAAAUGGGAUGGUCGCAAAGAAAAAGUCGGCAACUUCCGAGUCGAACCUCCUGGGCUGUUCCGUGGUCGUGGCGAGCAUCCCAAGACUGGUAAAGUCAAGAAACGAGUUAUGCCUGAACAAAUUACCAUCAACAUCGGCAAGAACGCAAUGGUCCCGGUCCCACCUGAUGGCCACAAAUGGAAGGCUGUUCAGCACGACAACAAAGCCACAUGGUUGGCAAUGUGGCAAGAGAACAUCAAUGGUUCAUACAAGUAUGUCAUGCUCGGUGCGACCAGUGCUGUCAAGGGCCAGAGUGACUUCAAGAAAUUCGAAAAAGCUCGAGAGUUGAAGAAGCAUAUCGCAAGGAUCCGCAAGGACUAUACAAAGGAUCUGAAGGCAGAAGCCAUGGCUGACCGUCAGCGAGCCACAGCAGUCUACCUGAUUGACAAGUUUGCUCUGAGAGCUGGUAACGAAAAAGACACCGAGAAUGAGGCCGAGACAGUGGGUUGUUGCUCGCUCAAAUACGAACAUGUCACCCUCCAAGAGCCUAAUACCGUCAUUUUCGAUUUCUUGGGUAAAGACAGUAUUAGAUUCUACGAUGAGGUCACGGUUGACCGACAAGUGUUUAAAAACCUUCGAGUAUUCAAGAAGCCACCGAAGAAGGAGGGCGAUGAUAUCUUUGAUCGCCUAACAACUGCGCAGCUGAACAAGCAUCUUUCCUCUUAUAUGGCUGGCUUGACAGCGAAAGUCUUCCGUACCUAUAAUGCUUCUUACACCAUGUCGAACCUACUCAGGGACUUAAAGGUCUCAGAUUCUACCAUGGCAGAGAAGAUCAAACUAUACAACGAUUGCAAUCGGGAGGUUGCUAUUCUUUGUAAUCACAAGCGGACUGUCGGCGCAAGCCAUGAAGCUCAAAUGGAAAAGCUUGGUGAUCGAAUCAAGGGCCUUAAGUAUCAAAAGUGGCGAAACAAGCUGAUGCUCCUAGAUGUGGACCCUAAACAGAAGAAAAAGAAGGGCGCUGAAUUCUUCGAAAUGGACUCGGAUCUCAACGAAGCUUGGAUCCUAGAGCAUCAGAACUUUUUAGUCGAAGAGCAGCGAACGAAGAUUCAAAAGAAGUUUGAGAAAGACAACCAAAAGCGCCAGGAGGAUGGCGAGAAGCCUUUCCCUGAUAAGGAGCUUAAGGAGCGCCUCCAAGCUGCAGAUGAACUAGCGAAGAAAUUCAAGAAAGAGAAUAAGACUAAGAAGGUGGAAGCCGAAGGAAGAGGUCCGACUGUUGAGAAGAUUGAAAGCAACAUCCAGAAGAUAGAAGAACGUAUCAGAACCCUGGAGCUUCAAGCUGCCGACCGUGAUGGCAACAAGGAGGUUGCUCUCGGCACUUCCAAGAUCAACUACAUCGAUCCCCGUCUCACCGUUGUCUUCGCCAAGAAGUUUGACGUUCCUAUUGAGAAGUUCUUCUCUAAGACUCUGCGUGAGAAGUUCAACUGGGCUAUCAAGUCGGUAGAGGACGACGAUCACUGGGAAUUUUAA